Molecule: messenger RNA, 3697 nt
Organism: Peromyscus maniculatus bairdii (prairie deer mouse)
Lineage: Eukaryota; Metazoa; Chordata; Mammalia; Rodentia; Cricetidae
Biological process (GO): activation of protein kinase B activity
Cellular component (GO): Golgi apparatus; plasma membrane
Source: RefSeq, a predicted model, not a curated record
UCUUUGCCCCGUUCUCUCCAUCCGGAUAAACUUACUCCAUGUUUGCUGUCAUCAGAUGUCUGCUCGGGGCCCACCCUGACCAAACAGCCUUUUGUAUUUGUCAUUUGUCCUCGUCUUCACUUGAUGCUGAUAGCAGGGGCUGUAUCUCAUCCAUUGACUAGUUCUUAGCAGUAAAUGUCCUAGAUGUCAGAUUGGUAAACCACGCUCCUUGGAUUUGAUAUAUAUAUGGAGGAAGGUUUCGAGUGAAUUGUUUGGUCCUUUUUGCCAAUGGACAAUUUAGCAUUUGAAAUGCAAGAAGAUGGAACCCAGAAAGCUUCUUCUAUGGGAAAGAUCAGUACCUUGUCCAAAGUGGAAAAGAAGAGGCAGUGGUCACUGCUGAGCACUUUCCUGCUGUGCUUGCUGGCCUGCUUCAUCACCACAGCAAUAGGAGUACUUAUUCUCUCCCUGGUUUACAUCAAUGCCCAGCCUCACUUUGAACAGGAAGCCUCAGGUCCACACACAGCCGUUCCCCAAAUACAAAAGGCUAUCGAUCCAAAAUUUCAGUUUCUUAAUCAUUUACCCAAGUCCAAGGUGUUUGAGUUCCCUGGUGGUGCAAUCCAGUGGGCAAGGUACAGGAACAACAUCAAAGACUAUCUCAGUGAUGAAGAGGAGGCAUUUGGCACCAGCUUGAACAGCCUGAGAUCACAGAUGACUCUGGGGACACUGAGAAUAAAAAGCAAGGGCCUCCGGGCUCCUCAUUGGCACUUCAAUGCCAACGAACAUGGCUAUCUUGUGCAGGGGACGGCAUGGAUCGGGGUGGUUGAUGAUGGUGGUGAGGUCGCUACCACAUACAAUGUUACAGCUGGCCAAGUGAUCUUCUUUCCUAAAAAUACACUACACUGGAUAAAGAAUGUGGGCCAUGAAGACUGCUUCUUCUUGCUCUUCUUUUCCACACAUGAUGAGCUACAGACUCUAGAUGUGGAUGAUGUGUUUUUUUCUACACCAGAAGACAUUGCUUCCAGGUCUCUUAAGCCUGAAGGUGGAAUUAAUUUCAUUAGAAAAUUCCAGAAGCAAACAGAGGAUCAGGGGGUCAAUCUUCCUCCCAACUUGGCAGAGCUAGUUAUGAAUGCUAGUUAUGUACAGUCUCCUGACAACAUCGUGUGGAGAUAUUUUUUUGACCUUAAAGGUUCAAAAGAAUACAAGUUUCCUGGGGGAGUCAUCCAGCGAGCACAGUAUUGGAAGGAUGGAAAUGAACUAAGCGACAAUGAACAAAUUUUCAAUGAAUUUCUACAUCAGCACCAAAAUGUCCUCGCAUUGAGUACACUCAGGAUUUAUAAUAAUGGAUUAAGACAGCCACAUUUUCAUUUCAAUGCAAAUGAAAUGGGAUAUGUAGUGAGUGGAUGUGGAAAGGUGGGCAUCAUUAAUACUCAAAGAACCAUAGAAUUUAAUAUCCACAUUGGAGAUGUGGUAUUUUUUCCUAUUGGAACCCAGCAUUACAUCAAGAACACAUGUGAUGAGGAUUUGCUCUUUGUCCUUGCCUUCAGCACUGGAGAUCAGGUACAAACUCUUGACAUGGACGAUUACUUCCAGGCUACCUCAGACCAUAUUUUGGCCCAGCUUUUCUUCAGGAAGCAAAGCGAGUUUAAGAAGAUUCCCAAAUUCACAGAGGACCAGGCCAUCAACCUGCCUUAAAUUACUAAUGAGUUCAUAUCUACUGUUCUUUGUCAGGUGUUGAUAGAGAAAGGCCACUGGCUAAGAAACUGGGACUUGUUACAAAAUGAAGUGAGACAACAAGGCAAAGCAACCCUGGGGUUGUCCAUGUGGGCAUCUGAGCAUGGAAAGUCUUGCUGAUCAAACAUUUCACAUUUGGGUGUCUGGGGUAUCUGAUAAUCUGACAUUAUUAAUGCAUUUUAGUAUAUAUGUACAUACACACAUACACACAUAUAUACUUAUAUAGGUCUUAUUACUUCAAAUGUAUUGUGUAAGCAUUUGUUACAUAUAAACAUAUGAACAACAUUUAACUAUGCAAGUAUUAUUCAUUAUUCAUUACUGUGGGAGUUAGAAAAGAGACUGGUUUAUAUAUGUUCAUUGAGAGGCACUGUAAUCCAUGUGCACUAGACCAUGUCUUAGGAGUUUAGUACAAUGCUUUAAGUUGGAGAUUCUCAAUCCUUUUUGGCAUGAGAUAUUUUUUAGUAUCAACAUUUUAAAGAAUUCAGUCAUACUAGUAAUUGUGUACUUAUUUUCUAUUACCAUAGAAGAUAUUUAAUGAGAAAAUGAAUAUGAACUAAGUGCUGUCUUUGAAUGUAUUUGGAUUUUGUGGGUAACCUCACCGUCUGUCUACAUUUGAGAAAGUUCUUCCCAUGUUUGAAAAGCAUCUGAUAGUCUGUUGCUAGUAUUGGCUGUGUCUGAAGAUUCACGGGAACCUUAUCAUUUUUCUGAAGCUGGUUGGGGCCAGUGCACUCUUAAGUUAUUUGUGUAAAAAGAGUGAGUUUAUAUUUGGUCUGUACUUUAAUUUUGAUUGCAAAUUAUUUGAAUAGGCAUCUGGUGUACUGACAGUGUGCUAAUCGCCAUCAUCAGUUCUGAGCUACCCGAAAUAAAAUUCUUAAGGUGAUAUAGCUGGCUUUAAUAUCCUCUUUCAGUCAUUGCCCUAAUACCUAAUCUGAUUUCUUUUAAAGGAUCAGACUGUUCAUUUUUCGAGGCUACAAAAGAAUCUGUCCUUUCUCUUCCUCCCCGCACUCUGUCCCUCUCUUCAUAAGAUUAUUUAGCUCUAUUGAUUUCUAGUAGAGGAAUAUAGUGAGAACUUUUUAUCAGAGUAGGCGGCCACCUACAAAAGGGGCUUUAGGAAUAUGAUGACAGCUUGCCUCUGCUCUCAGUUAUUUGUUGGUUCAUUCAUCCAGAUAAGCUAAGCACUGUGUUAGAUGUUAGUGAGACAUAGCAGUACUGAGGUGGAUGUAAAAGCAGACAGUACAAGACAUGGCAACACUGAUAUGGCAGCUAUUCACUGUGGUAAGUGAUAAAUGUGUGCACACAAAUUAUGUAUGGAUACAUACAUUAAUGUAUAAGCAAAAUACCAAACCCAGCUCUGGGAGCCAUACAGAGGGUGUUACGAUUUCUGGAGUAGAUCUGAGUGAAGAUGCACAGUUAAGCCACAACAUUAAGAGGAAGAUGUAACCUAUGAGCAGGAAAGCUCUUCUAGAUGGAAGAUUGGAGGAGUCAGUAGUACCAAACAUGGAAGUAUAAGAAAACAGUUCACUAUGGGUGGAGGAAAGGGCCAAUACCAAGGGAUGAGGCAAGAGCAGGGAGGGUAGUGAAGAUGCCAGCAUCCUUUAGAGCCAUGUUACUAUGCUUUUCCUUAUUGUCUUUCCCUAGUAGAGCUACCUGAGACCACAGUUUGGCAGCAAGCAGAGGCCUAAUGGUGUUUGGGAGGGGAAGUAAUGUUGAAUGGACUUAGGGAACAGCACAGAGGAAAUGGCACAUGGAAGAGGAGAUCCAAAUAGAUGUAUUGUUUUAGUCAUCAGUAAUGACUAAAUUACCCUGUGAGGUUGUUUCUCUCCCAUAAAAAUCUCAACUGUUAGCAGUGGCACUCACCUAUGAACUCUGAGGGUCAUAAAGGUAGAAAACAAUGUCUGUACAUAGCUUUUAUCUGUAAAUUUUGCCUUUGAAUUUUAAAAAAUUGUAUGCUGUAAGCUUGUUUAUAAUCCCUUUUUAUGUACUAGGA